AGCUUAUUUCAGACUUCCUCUCCACGUUGAGAAGUAGACACCGGCGAAAUUGUUGUACCAUUUGGAAUAUAUAAAUCGCAAUAAUGGUUUUAGAUAUUGAACUUUUUAGGGCAGAUAAAGGAGGAAAUCCUGACAAAAUCAAAGAAAACCAAGCCAAGCGUUUUAAAGACGUUACCUUGGUGGAUAAAGUAGUUGAAAAUGACACCCAGUGGAGAAAAAAAAGGUUUAGAGCCGACUUGCUGAAUAAACAGAAGAAUCUCUGUAGCAAAGUUAUAGGCGAGAAAAUGAAGGCAAAAGAGGCACAGGGUGAAGACAAAACAGUACCUGAUAAUAUCAAAGGAAACUUAGAAGAGUUCACCAAAGAGCAAAUUCAGGAUCUGACUGUAGUACAAAUCAAAGAACUCAAAAACCUGAUUGAUGAGCAGAUGAAAGUAAACGAUGCUGAGUUAAUUAAGCAUGAACAGGAAAGAAAUGAAGCUCUUAAAGAAAUAGGCAACCUUGUUCACGAGAGCUGCAUUAUCAGCAAUGAUGAGGAUGAGAAUGGAGUAGAGAGAACGUUUGGAGACUGCGAGACCAGAAAGAAGUACUCCCACGUAGAUUUAGUGGUCAUGGUAGAUGGGGUGGACACUGACCGGGGAUCAGUGACCUCCGGGGGGAGAGGAUACUACCUUAAGGGACCAUUGGUGUUUUUAGAACAGGCUCUUAUUAACCUAGCCAUGCAGACAUUACAUGUUAAGGGUUACGUCCCUUUGUACACACCGUUCUUCAUGAGGAAGGAAGUGAUGCAGGAAGUAGCCCAGCUCUCACAGUUUGAUGAAGAGCUCUACAAGGUUGUAGGGAAGGGCAGUGAGAAGUCGGAUGAUAAUACCUUAGAUGAGAAGUACCUGAUCGCCACCUCCGAGCAGCCAAUCGCUGCCUACCACCGAGACGAGUGGAUCCCCACCGAGAGCCUCCCCAUCAAGUACCUCGGCUACUCCACCUGCUUCAGACAGGAAGUGGGAUCACAUGGGAGGGAUACCAGGGGGAUCUUCAGGGUCCACCAGUUUGAAAAGGUAGAGCAGUUUGUGCUGACAACACCUUUUGAAAACAAGUCCUGGGAAAUGUUUGAGGAAAUGAUUCUGAAUGCAGAGGAAUUCAAUCAGUUACUUGGCAUUCCCUACAGAAUAGUCAAUAUUGUAUCAGGAGCAUUAAAUAAUGCAGCAGCUAAGAAGCUGGAUCUGGAAGCCUGGUUCCCCGCCUCUGGAGCUUUCCGUGAACUUGUCUCAUGUUCAAACUGUCUGGAUUACCAGGCGCGUAGACUCAAAGUACGAUAUGGACAGACCAAAAAGAUGAAUCAGGAGGCUGAUUAUGUCCACAUGCUCAAUGCCACUAUGUGUGCCACCACCAGAACAAUAUGUGCCAUUCUAGAAAACUACCAAGAGGAGGAUGGCGUAGUGAUACCAGAUGCCCUCAGGCAAUUCAUGCCACCAGGAUAUGAAGUAAAAAUUCCAUUUGUGAAGCCAGCCCCCAUUGACCAAGAGGAGAGCAAGAAAACAAAGAAACACAAAGAAGCCCAGAAAAAGAAGGAUAAGAAUGUGGCAGAGGGGGUGGAAAAGAUGGACCUUAACAAAUGAGUGCACUGCUUCAUUAGAACUUAUUUAUUUUCCUUGACUACGUCUGUGAUGGAUUGUGCUAUCAAACAUGUGUCUACUUCUGUUGAACUCUUGAGAACUUUCUGAUUUUACAAACAAUUUGUAUCUCUUUAUGUGGUACCUAAAAUGAUCAUGGGCAUUUUGAACAAAAAAUACCCAGGAUUAUUCACAUUAUUGUUUGGGCAAAAUGGUGAUAAUUACAUCGAAGAAAUAUGCAGGUUACAAAAUGUAAAUUGAUUUAUGAGGAAUGCUACAUGAAAACUUUGGUUUAUUUUUUAAGUACAUUGUAAUUCUAAGAAAAAGGUCUCAGAGGUAUUCUUAACAGGUACUAAGAAUUAUCAUAUCGUGAAAUUUAAAUGUUUAUGUAAGAGAGAAAGCACUGGCGCAAUUGUAAAAGUUGCUGAACUUUCUAAAAAAUGUUGCUUUACAAAUAUUUAAAACACAUUGUAUUUGUUUCUACUUAAUAUAAUGAAAAAUGAAUGGAUUUCUAUCAAUGUUUUAAGUGUGCUAGGAAAAGGAGGUACCUGUACAUGUACCGGUAUUGGUCAAUUUUACAAAGGAUAAAAUAAACCUAAGAGUCUUAA
This is a messenger RNA of Saccostrea cuccullata (small rock oyster), 2215 nucleotides long. Its product is annotated as serine--tRNA ligase, cytoplasmic-like. The transcript has 11 exons. Gene Ontology annotation, biological process: seryl-tRNA aminoacylation. Gene Ontology annotation, cellular component: cytosol. Gene Ontology annotation, molecular function: tRNA binding; serine-tRNA ligase activity; ATP binding. Bases 84 to 1613 code for a protein of 509 amino acids. The record is from RefSeq and is a predicted model, not a curated record. NCBI's taxonomy places the organism in Eukaryota, Metazoa, Mollusca, Bivalvia, Ostreida, Ostreidae.